Galdieria sulphuraria is the source of this 1334-nucleotide messenger RNA. RefSeq names its product archaeal ATPase. The transcript has a single exon. The coding region runs from base 50 to 1291 and encodes 413 amino acids. Lineage: Eukaryota; Rhodophyta; Bangiophyceae; Galdieriales; Galdieriaceae. The record is from RefSeq and is a predicted model, not a curated record.
AUUUAUUCAUUACUUGUGAAUUGAUUUCGGAUUGGCGGCGACGUGUAAAAUGAGUUUGAACGAACCGUUGAUAGAUAGAAAAGAAGAUGUUUAUUCUAUUCUUCGAACUUAUUACUACCAGUUUCCUCGAUUUGGGGGAGACUUGAAUACUCCACGUCCUGCAGCUUGCUUUUCCCCUCAUGUCUUUGGAGCUGGGAAGAGUUUUCUUGGUGAAAAUUUUUUAGAAUUUUUAAAAAAAUUCGCCGAAGAAGAAGAAGAGCAGAAGAAGACGGAGGUUUGUUCUAGCCAUUGCAUUGAAGGCAACAAGAGCUCAUUUGGAAAAGUUGAUACGAAGAUUUUUUCUUGGAAACACUUUGCGGAAAACACUUUGUCAGUUUGCUUUAAACUAGGAGAGAGCUUUUCUCGUGCUCCUUUUCCAAGUUUUCGAAAGGCUUUGAUGUAUAACAUAGCUAUGGCUACAGCCCAGUGUAACGGUAUGACUGGCCGAGAAAUUGUAGAAUUCACGGACGCAGUGAUGAAGCAACCUAGUGUUCUUUUUUUCCAGUAUCUUCUCGAACAAUUUCAGAAACAAUACUUAUUUUUGAUGAUAGACGAACUUAGCCACUUGAGUUAUCUCACUAAAUACUAUAGUGAACUCGGCGAGGAACAGUUUGUUGAGUCCGAUCCUGGUUAUAUCCCGUAUCGCAAAUUUUUUCGAACUGUAUAUGAGUUGCUUAAUACAGGAAAAGUUAUCUUGUAUAUUGCUGGGCGAACUGCCGAAAUCUCAGCCCGCCUGUCUGAUGCUCGCUCCAGUAGUAUCACCCUCCAUAUGUUGCGGCUGAAUCCCUUUAACCUCCAUGAUAUUAACGAAUAUCUUGAGCUGGCAACUUAUGAUGGAAAGCCCUUGAAGGACUGUUUAUUACCCUCAGAUAAUUUACGAUAUCGAUUCGUAGAAUUGUUGAAAAAGAAGACAGGGAGUAUUCCGUUGAUUGUCAGGAACACUUUUUUAGCAUUAAUAAGAAUGCAACACGAAGCCCAACCUGUUAUCAACGAUGACAAUAUGGAACUUUUGUUAGAUAGAAUCUUUCACUUGGUACUACUAGAGUCGAUAAUGUUUAUUAUUCCGGAGAUACUAGAUUCCGCAACCCUUCUUCGAUAUCAACUUGUCCUUUUGAAUUAUCAGCUCGGGACAGUUUUUCCGGAAAAAUCGCCUCUUUUUAUAUAUUCUGUCCAUCGCGCGUUCCUAACAAGGCAUACAAAUCGGGUCUUCUAUCACGGAAUAAACCCCACGCGGCUCUCUGCUUACGAAUAGCAGCUAAAUCAAAUGCAUAACAAAUAAAAGUUUCACUAUUCAU